CCACUCUGCCGACUUGCUGCUGACAUUAAGUUGCAGCUGCUUCCAGGAAGUCAUAAAUAAGGGUAAAAUUAAGAGAAAUUACAAAGACAAAGGUCCACGUACUUUGGGGGACAGAAGCUGAAACAUCUGUGGAACUUGUACACUUUUUGACCGGAAGACAGAUUUUAUUCUUCAAACACAACUCUGAACAAAAACAGGCGAACUUCCAAAACCAGACAGCAGCUGAACGCUGAGGACACAAUGAAUGUCACACCCACUCCAAAUUCUACAAAUGGAUCAUUGUGUGUUGAUAUCGAGGACAGUCCUGUCAGCGACAUCUUGAUGACUGUUUACAUCUUGGCUUUUAUCUUCGGUUUGACUUUCAAUGUGCUGACUUUGUAUCCAAUACUCCAGCAAGUAAAGCAGCAGAACGUUUUAGGGAUCUUCCUGCUCAACCUGUCAAUAUCUGACUUGCUAUUCGUCUUCACCAUGCCCCUUUGGAUAAAUUAUUACCGAAAUGACCACAAAUGGGGACUGGGUGUGAAAUCUUGCAGUGUAGCAGGAUUCUUCUACUACUCCAACAUGUACAUCAGCAUCUAUCUGCUGUGUUGUAUCUCUGUGGACCGCUGCCUGGUGGUCUGUUGCCCACUCCGCUUCAAGCCCCACCGUACAUCUCGAUACGCCUGGGUCCAGUGUGCCAUGGUUUAUGCUGUGGUUACGAUCAUACACGUAUUCAUUCUGAUUUAUGACGACUUACCAGAUGCCCAUGAUGACACAUACAACAGUGACCAUUGUUAUGAGACCUACCCAAUGACGCCUAAUGUGGCUGUGUUUAAUAUGAUCAGAGUGGGACUCGGCUUCAUACUACCACUGCUCGUAUUGGGAGUGAGCUACUGGAAGGUGCUGGCCACUGUGGGAAAAAGUCCUGGCCUGAGUGCUCAAGCUAAGAGGAAAGUUCGUCUGCUAUCCUAUGGAGUAAUUGGCAUCUUCUCAGUUUGUUUUGCUCCCUAUCACGUCCUCCUCCUUGUGCGCUCACUUGUCCGCUUCUUCUACUCUGAAGAAUUUCACUGUAGUUUUGAAAAAACAAUGCACUUCCACUUCUCCGGCACUCUGGCGCUGUCCAGUCUGAACUGUGUCGUGGAUCCUGUGCUGUAUGUUCUGGUCAGUAAUGUUGUAAGAGAUAAACUGAUACUUUGCUGCAGAAGUCAUGAACAGAAAGGGACGGAGGACUGCAAGCUGACUUCGUAUAAAAAAGAAAGCUCUAAUAAGGGUGCCUUGAUAUGAAGGGCAGACUGACUGUGAUACAUAAUUUGUUUGUAUGUAUGCACAAUAUGUAUUAGCCCUUACGACCUCAAUUACAGAGGAACUGCUCAUUCUUGUGAUACAGAUGGGCAUUUGUGAUGUAAAGAAAUAAGAUUGUAUCAAAUGUUUUCAUAAAUAUGUUCCCUGCUCUUCUAUGUGACUUGUGAACUAGUUUAAUUCAACUGAAAAGCUGAAAAACCUGCAAAGAGGAAAACAUAAAAAAAUAAAAUAGCACCAAUAACCAUAUAAGUGUGCACACCCUUAUACUUCUUACUAUGCACCUUUUGGUGUUCAUUUAGUCCUACCGUACAUGUAUUAUCAAUUGUAGCUAAUCUGAUUAACCUGAAGCUCAGAAAUUGUAGCUUUUCUGCUUUUGUUUUGCUUCAGAACUGAGCAGCAGGCUUCCUCGAGGAAUCUAUUCUAGCAUUGUGAGACCAAGUUUAAUAUAAUUUUUCACUUAAAACCUUAAAACCAGAAUUAAAAACUGAGGCAAAAUCUGUUGGAUUAUCUGGGAGGUUUGUGAAAAAAGAUCUGGUAGAUUCUGAGACCCGUUUUGAGGCAGAGUAAGGAAAUAUUGGUUUGACAAGGAGUGUCAAUGCUGUUAUUGAAUCAAAAGGUGCUUCUUCAAAGUGUUAUUUAUUUUGCAUAGUCACCCCAACAGGUUGUUGUGGUUUGAUGUUUAGCAUUUUUGCCCAAGUAAAAUGCUAUGUUUUAAAAGAAAAAGUUGAACUUGAUAAAUGUGACAGUACAUUUGAGAACAUUUUGAAAAUGUUUCACUUACUAACUUAAAAAAUGUCCUGAAGUUUUACCGAAAGUGUGGACGUCUAGGUGUCUGUUUCUCCCACGCUGCACAGUAUGCAUAGAGGAAGAGGGCUGCCAGAUGUUUUUCUCUCAGGGCUCAGCAAUUGCAUUGUAGUCUUUUGGUUUAAUCGCUCCUGAGGCUUCUCUAAGUGGCAGACAAUUUUUGUUACACGCUUUACAGUGAACCAGCCUUUUUUUUAUUUAUUUUAUUUUCAUUCUGUACGUGUGUACCAUGCAGUUCUUGAAGUGUAAAUAAAAUUAUGCAUGCAAUUUCCACCACAAAUUAAUAUCAAAACUCUUAAACUUCAGAGACAUGUUGCAAUAGAAUAAAAAUAAAUAAACCACUGGCUUGAACAAGU
Molecule: messenger RNA, 2441 nt
Organism: Poecilia latipinna (sailfin molly)
Lineage: Eukaryota; Metazoa; Chordata; Actinopteri; Cyprinodontiformes; Poeciliidae
Gene: gpr184
Product: G protein-coupled receptor 184
Exons: 3
Coding region: 241-1263 (340 amino acids)
Biological process (GO): G protein-coupled receptor signaling pathway; G1/S transition of mitotic cell cycle; negative regulation of G2/M transition of mitotic cell cycle
Cellular component (GO): membrane
Molecular function (GO): G protein-coupled receptor activity
Source: RefSeq, a predicted model, not a curated record